Messenger RNA from Mus musculus (house mouse), 2036 nucleotides. It is a transcript of the gene Upk3b, whose product is annotated as uroplakin 3B. The coding region runs from base 307 to 1137 and encodes 276 amino acids. The transcript is spliced from 6 exons. NCBI's taxonomy places the organism in Eukaryota, Metazoa, Chordata, Mammalia, Rodentia, Muridae. Gene Ontology annotation, cellular component: plasma membrane. The record is from RefSeq and is marked validated.
AGGGAGUAAGGUGGUACCACAAUUUAGACAUCAGCUUUGGGAUGGAGGUGACUGGGGGGUCACGUGAAGGCCAACCCUAAAUGGCUCCUCUCCCUUAGUUCUGGAGUGGGGCCCCUGUUCAGGAGCCCACUGAGCCCCUCCCUGGGGUGGGCUGGGAGCAGGGAGGGGUGAGCUCAUAGGUUCAGGUCUUUCCUGUUCUCCUGGCAGUCCAAGUGACCAGCAACUGUAGGCCAGAGGUGUCGGAGGUGGGGUGAGACAGGACCAGCCCCUAAGCCUGGUCAGGCCUGAUCAAGUGCUGUGGCAGUCAUGGUGCGAACGCGGUGGCAGCCUCACCCUCCGCCGCCCCUGCUUCUCCUGGUGCUCGUGUGGCUCCCCCAAAGCCUGAGUCUAGACCUGAUUGCCUACGUGCCGCAGAUAACAGCCUGGGACCUGGAAGGGAAGAUCACAGCCACUACAUUCUCUCUGGAGCAGCCUCGGUGCGUCUUUGAUGAGCAUGUCUCAACUAAGGACACCAUCUGGCUAGUGGUGGCUUUCAGCAAUGCCUCCAGGGACUUUCAGAACCCACAGACUGCUGCUAAGAUCCCGACCUUCCCACAGCUGCUGACUGACGGCCACUAUAUGACAUUACCCCUGUCCCUGGAUCAGCUGCCAUGUGAGGACCUGACCGGUGGCAGUGGAGGUGUCCCCGUGCUUCGGGUGGGCAAUGAUUUUGGCUGUUACCAGCGACCCUAUUGCAACGCCCCCCUCCCCAGCCAGGGCCCUUACAGUGUGAAGUUCCUUGUAAUGGAUGCCGCCGGCCCACCCAAGGCUGAGACGAAGUGGUCCAACCCCAUUUAUCUCCACCAAGGAAAGAAUCCCAACUCCAUUGACACAUGGCCUGGCCGACGGAGCGGCUGUAUGAUCGUCAUAACUUCCAUCCUCUCUGCCCUGGCCGGCCUCUUGCUCCUGGCUUUCCUGGCAGCUUCCACUACGCGUUUCUCCAGCCUGUGGUGGCCCGAGGAAGCUCCUGAGCAGCUGCGGAUUGGCUCCUUCAUGGGAAAACGUUACAUGACUCACCAUAUCCCCCCCAGCGAAGCUGCCACACUGCCGGUGGGCUGCGAGCCUGGCCUGGACCCCCUUCCCAGUCUCAGCCCGUAGCCUGGUCUCUGUAGCUUGGGCCUGGGGUGAGGGGCAGAGAGCAGAUGUGCAGGUCCUGUGGGGUGGGGGUGGGGGUCUUGCAUCUGCACAGCCCCUUCUAUCUGCCUGGCUGUUUUAUUUCUGCUUUUGCCCCUCACUAGGCUCUGUCUGUAAGUAUGCUUGCAGGUGGUCAAGGUCAGCUUGGCCAACUUAACCUCCUUCAUGUAAGGCUAGAGGAGGUGGCCAGUUCAUCUUCACCUUAGCCAGACUUCAGAGAACGCAGCAGGACGGUUGACACAAGCUACGAUCCCCACACUUGGGAGGCUGAAGUAGGAGGGUCAUGUACUUCAGGCUAGUCUGGGAUAUCUGGCAGGAGCAGGUCUCAAAUGAAACAAACCAAAACAAAACAAAAACACACAACCCGGUAGGCAGCCUUGUUGGGCAGUCAGUAGGUUGGGCUGGGCCCAUCAUGAGUUAUAUGAGGUUCAGGCCACCUUCCGUCUGACCCAACAACCAGGGGUGGGGUGCAGUUACACAAAUACCACUUUCGUCCCCCUCGCUCUUUCUGAGGAUGGGUCUCACCAAGUGUACUGGUUAGAGAGUGUAAAUGGCUAUUAAUGACAGUCGGCUACCUAGCCCAGCCCCUGUGCACACAGAGAGAUGGUUCUGCACACUUCUCGGCUCACUCAGCAUCAUUUAUUGUGCAUCUGGCAUUCUGCACCACAUACAGUGUUAGACACGGCCUCGGGGAAAGCUGAUUGUAACUUUGGAGGACUCUACCUUGCUUUGAAUCGCAGACUGACACCUGUCCAGAUGUGGGAUCUAUUACUGCUGGGGAGAUGUCAUGCUCUCAAACUAUCCUCGGAGUCACUCUCCCAAUUACCAUAGUGGGCUCUUUGAGACCCACUGUACACUCGAUC